AUGUCUGACAUUGAUAACGAUACAAUUGAGGAAAUUAAAUCAACAAAAGAAUUCGCCACUGAAAAUGAAACUGCGCCCGAAAAUCCUGAAAGCGAUGAUACUAUUGUUGAAAUGAGAGAAAUUUUGGAUGACCUGAAGCUAUUGGAUUUAUUUCAUUCACAACAUACGAGAGCUCCACAUCUCAUCCAAGGAAGAAUAGCGUAUUUUUUAUACGCUUGGCGUGCCAUUAGAUACAUAUUUGUUGCUUUCUACAUGGACUGGACCGUAGUCAUAAGACACCCAUUGAACUUUAUUCUCAUAGCUAUCUCUCUGGUGGUUUCUACAGUUUUAUUGGGCAUACUUGGUAUAUUCAUAACGAUUUACAGUCUACUCCGGUGGUCAUUGUUUUUGUCGGAUUCACGGUCGAAAGAAUUAAAUGGUUAUGGUCUCCUUAAGGAGGAGUAUGAGAAGUAUCGUCUUGCGUGUAGCAAAUAUGGCAAAUAUAAGCCUUGUGAUAAACACGAUAGGGAGUGUAAGGGUUUGCGUAGUUCUUGUCAAGAAUACAAUGACUAUAUCGAUAAUUUGAAGAGUGGAAUGAAAUUAUUAGGCAAUGGAGAUUCAAAUGAAAAACAAGUGCGUAAAAAUUAUCAAGUUUAUAACAAGAUUGAGAUGCUUCUUUUUCUGGCCAGCAUCGUGUAUCAACGUGAAAAGGCUAUCAUUCAUUUGAUUCAUGAAAAUAUCAACGAUCUCAAGAAGGUGCAUCGAACGGGCAGUGAAGAGUUAAAGGAGAAAGUUUAUGAAAUAGUUAAAGAGCAACUGGGAAAGGUAAAAAAUAUUGUUGACGAGUAUGAAAAAGUAGAAAAGUUGGUGGAAUCCGGAAAUGUAGCUGAGAAAGAGGAGGAUUCGGAAAAUGUCUUGAAAAGGUCGAAAGAGAUCAAAAAGAAGCUAAAAGAAAAUCAUUUUCGUUUAAUCUUUUUGACUUUCUUUCUAAAUUUAUCUACUUUCAGUGUCAUCAUGGUUAAAAUUACACAGUUCUUUAUCAGAAAAUUUUUCCCUCACAUAAAAGCUGAAGAUGGAAUGCAAAAGGAAAAUAUGAAAAGUAUAAAAGAUUCCAUCAAAGGUCUCGUACGAUAUAAUGAACGCCAAAUCAACAACCAACUUAAAAAAAUUCACAAAGGUCUUGAGUUCACCUCCAUCUCCGAGCUGAAUACCGCAGACGGGGGUUCCUUUUGUGGAAUGUUUUAUAAUGACGACGAAAAUUUUAUUGUUGUGUCUUUCAAGGGAACGAGUCCAACUAAUUUUGGAGAGUGGAUAAGUAACCUUACUUUUCAGUGCGUGGAUGCUCGAGGUUUCCUUUAUGGUCAAGUUCACCGAGGAUUCUACAAUUAUCUUUUUCCGUUGGAUGAAAAGAGAUCCGCAAAAGGCUUUCAGAGUUACCCUUCAAGCAGAAUCACCAGGGCAAUCGGAAGAAAAGCCAAGGAUAUUAGAAUUGAUAAAACUUAUAAGAACGUAUUAGAUUUCUGCAAGAACAAACUCGCCGUUACCAUUGACGAAAAUAUUAAGGUCAAUGAGGACGAUGAAAAAAGCGAUGAAAAAUCCUUUUGGGAGAACCUUUCGAAUGUGAUUAAAAAUGAAAGCUUCUGGGAUAAUUCUUCCUCCGAAAGGAUUAAAGAAUUCUCCAGGGAUUACGUAGAAAUUCUUUCGGGCAAGCAGGAUGACGAUCACAUGGUCAAAGAAAUACUUGGGUUGUUUUUUGAUCUAACGAGACCACAGGAUCCACACAAAGUUGGUUUGAUUAACAAUUUUUAUUUAAAGGAAAUAUCUGAUUACGUUUGUAGAAAGUUUAUUAAUAAUUUAAAGAAAGUGCAAAAAGUAAAUUUAUGGAUAACCGGUCAUUCACUCGGCGGGGGGCUGGCCACAUUGUUCUACGCACGUUUGUUAAAGGUAAAUUUGGGUGAACUAAAAAACGUCUGCAAACUACGAGAUACUGUAACUUUUGCAAGUCCGGCUGUCGGAGAUAUUCAUUUCGCGGCCGAGCUUUCUUCUCUGAAAAAUGACCCAGCUAACGAAGAUCGACCAUUGUGGCGUAUUGUCUUGAAAAGGGAUAUAGUGCCGAAAUUGCCGCAUAGGGCAUGUGAUAAAGGGUUAAGGAAAUACGGUUAUCAUUAUAACGUGUUAAUGAACUAUGUUCAAGUUGGAGAUAAAGUGAUAUUCAAAAGCGAUGGUUCAUUUGCGAAGCUUACAUGUGGCAAAUUUGUUAAGGAAAUUCAAGAACCAUAUGCAGACCGCGAGUUAUUUCUCUCCAAGGAUAAUUUGGAGGAUGAAAUAGAAAGAUGUGUAGAAAAAUACUAUGACGCUAAUCGUGCAUUGAGGAAUACCAAUCGUUUUCGUAAACUUCUCAAUCCGUGUAGAAUUGUGGAUAGUAUAAGUCAACAUUUUGUAGGCAGUUAUAUUGAUACCAUAAGCAAUUAUCGAAAGAAGGAGCGAAAGAGUGAAGAAGUGGAGAGCGGAGUCGAAAUCAAAAGUUAA
This is a messenger RNA of Acaulospora morrowiae, 2508 nucleotides long. Lineage: Eukaryota; Fungi; Glomeromycota; Glomeromycetes; Diversisporales; Acaulosporaceae. The record is from the annotation of a GenBank genome assembly.